AUUUGCCAGUCGCUGUAGGGCGCCGUCCGGCAUGCCUUGUUUACGGUGAGGUCGGAAUACUAUCCUACGGCUCAGCUAAACGUUUUUGAAUAAACUUUAAUUCCAGUGAUCACAAAAAGAAGGACAGACAAGGAGAGAAAGAGAGAGCAAGGGGAUGUUGACUUAUCCCUCUGACUCGCUCCCUCAGAUAGUUUGUCCAAUGGAUGAAGAUGCUAUUCCCCCAAACAGUUUCUGUAGUGCACCUCCCCACAGUGAACCUUCACCACCUCUCCUCCCCUUUUCCUCCAUCACUCCCAGCCAUGCAAAAGAUGGAAUAUCUGGGCACAGAAGGAGUGGCCGCAUUCAAGAGAUCAGAGCACAAACUCCUAAAAAGCAGAGCAAUACAGUCAGUGCAGCAGCUCCGAGACAGUCCAGACAGAAUCCGUCCCCCACCAAGAGACAAAGGGAGAGUGCAAACAUGGUACGGUUGUCGCAGUCCAAGCAGCAAAGAGCUCAAGGCACACAUGUGCAUGAGAAACAGAAUAAGGAUGGAAUUGAUAUUAGUUUUGCAGCAAAGCGCCAAAAUAAGCAAAAGGACCAGAAAAAACCACAGAAGAAACCAAAUGUCUCUGCUGCAGAGAAUGUAGUGGGGCAGAUUGCUGUCGAUACCACGCAGAAUCUUGACACAACCACAUCUGACAUGGGCAGAUUAGCUGUUGGACCCUCUGUUGAAAAUGCAUCUGCCCCGAAGGGAUGGGUGAUCGGCCCCUUGUUUCAGUCACUCAGAUCGAAGAUGGCCAGUUUCACAGAGAUAGUCAUGAGUCCUGUUAAACUCUUCAGAGCAAAUAGCCCCCCACCAUUCAUGGACCGUCCAGACAGACCUGAUGAGUGUGAGCCACAGGCCGAUGGAAUGUCUGAUGUUGAACACUCAGAGCCAGGCGAUAUGUUUCAUCCAGAAGCACAAAGUGAGAAUGAGAAUCAGGACACUGAAGCAAAGCAGCAGAGGCUCAGUGAAGUAGAAGGUGCACAAAAUGCAAAAACUGUUGCUCUUAGAUAUUCAAAAAAGUUAUCAUUUGAUGUGGAGUUGCCAACACACAGCUCUGAAUGGGCAGAUGAAUGUGCAAUAAGUCAGAAGGGAAAACACUCACCUGAUUCUGUGCCUUUGCAUCACAGUCCCUUACCCUGCACUGUUUCUGAGGAAGUUUCAGAAUCCGUUGGGUCUGUCCUUAGGUCCUCUAUGCUGUUACAGCCUUCUGUCACUGUAAGUGCCUCACUUGAAUCAAAGUUAAUGAUUUCCGGUGCUACGGAGGACCAGAAAGGCAGACCAUUUGUUCAGCUGAAACCACUGCCAAGGAAAUAUACAGGAAAUCGAUCUGGAGUAAAGAAAGUUUCAUCUAAAGUCAAAAAGGAAGAGUCUGAUCCUGAGGUUAAUGAUGAGCAGGUUUCUCUCAUGAAUUCAGCCAAAUCAAACAAAGCUCAUUCAAGUGACACUGACAAAACACAGUCAUUAUCUUCCUCAGUCUGUUAUGCUCAGCCUGACACCGACUGUCCUCAGCCUAAUGAUGGUGAUAGCAGGAAAAAAGUCACUCAGAAAACUUUGGUUCGCAGGAGCCACAAGAAUAACUUAAAUACCAGUACUAAUGGAAGGACACUGAAGCCUACUUUGGAUACUCAGCAGCUGGAGUGUCACUUAAACCCUGAAACUUAUUUAGCUGCAGGUGUCGGGAGAGCAAAGAGGGGGCUGAAACUGGACUGUCAUUCCCAAGACUUUGUAAAGAGGAAGAGACUGACAGCAGACAAAUGUACAAAGGAUCCAAAAACACAAGCACUAUUAAAUGUGGCCUCAGAUAGUGGCAUAUUGAGUCCACCAAUAAAAGACGUGUUGACAAAUACCAUCGUCCAUAAGGAAGAAAUGCUGAAGCCACCUCCAAAAAGACAGCCUGUUUCAACAAGAGCAAAUAAGAGAGAAAACGUUCAACAAGAAAUGCUCGCUACAAUAAAUGAAACAGUGCUGAACACACGGAGCGAAAGUUCCUCUGAUGCGAUGUUGGUUUGCUCAUUGGAUAAAAGCAGUGGGAUUUCAAAGGACAAACAAAAGAACAGCAGCAGCAAGAUGAAGCCUGGUGCUUCAUGCAAAAGGCUAAAGACAAGAACAGGUCUUGAUGCACCUGAUGUAAACAAGGAUAACAGUAUGGAUCUGGAAACCACCGUGGCAAUCACGUCCACAGAACAAGCCGAGAAGGCACCGUUAUCAGAAGUCCUUGUCCGUCCUCAUAUAAAGCAGCUCCCAAGCACAAGCAAGCAGAAGAAUAUCAACACAAAGCCACGGAAACGGAAAUCGCCAAACCAAGUGAGUUCAAGUCCAGAAUCGGACAGCAUUCUGGUUUCUACCUCACCAGCACUAUCAACAGAGCCACUAGAACUCACGUCCACAGAUUUUAAUACCUCUGAGCAUGUUCAAAAAGAGGACAGCCCGAAAAAGGAAGUGAACCAGCCGUUCAAGAGACCCAGGAAGAGUAUUAGAGGUGCUGUUAAAUCAUCUGCGUCAGGAGCGAGCGAAGAGACAAAACAAUGUAUGGAUAACCUCCAUUUGAUAACCAAAGAAAACAAGCCGAGAGAAGGCAAAGGUAAACUCUCAAUGGACCCUGUAUAUUUUGAAAUGACACCUUUUGAAAGUAAUCAGCAACCUGCUCCUUCACCCUCCAAACCUAAAUUAGACUGUUAUGUACAAUUAGAUCAUGAAAUUAAGCAUAUCAUAGAUGGGAAAGAAUUGAGUGCUACUUCUGUGUCAGAUGAGGUAUUUUCCACUGAUGCUGAAGCCAGUCACCACAACAGCAGCAGUGUCUCCAGGCUAAGGUCUAGUGCACGAAGGGCUAACAUUAGGCCAAGGAGAGCAGAUAACCAAAGGAGGAAAUGCAGGGUUUUGCAUGGUAGGACAUGUAAAGAUGAAGAGGCGACAAACACCGUCACAAUGGAUGAUGCAGACUUGGCUACAGCAAGUUCACAGUCAGCAGAAAAUGGCUCGUCAAGGUGCCUGUUGCGCAGCUACUCUUGCCCAGAGAUCCCCUCCCUCCGUCACCAUGACAUGCCCUGGACUCCUACUUUGCAUUCACCUCAUCACAGCAGGACUCACACACCACACCUGCACCAGUCCUCCCACACUCCCUCUGCCCACCAUGCCCACAAAUCCCUGCGCCGUGCUCGUCGACACACAGUCUGCAGUGUGGAGGUGGAGAGGGAGAUUGCUCCUCUCUGCCUUCGUAAGGAGGUGUACCCAUCCAGAAGAUCCCUCCCAUAUGACAGAGCCACCCUACGCCUGUGUCCUAGUCUUGCUCUUUCUCCCAGCACUUCCCUCUCAGUGCUUGCGUCCUGUUUCCUCUCAAGCCCCCUGGCUUUCCUUUCUAAAAAGGUUGACAGUAGAGGAUCUUCUGCCAGCCCCAGCACUUCCAGUCAUGUUUCCUCUCCAAUCUCCUCUUCUUCUUCAAUAUCACAAUUGUUAUUCCCCCAAAGAAAUGACUCCUCCAGUGCUACGUUGGACUACAGUAGCAGUGGAAAUCCCUUGGAGUGUGAGAUGGAGAGAAGACAGCAGAGUGAAGAAGAGGAUGACGGCGAGGAUACAAGCUCAUCCAGUCAGGAGUUUGAGGAUGUUGGGAUGAGAGAAGAAAAGGCUUUGUCUGAUUCUGAAAUCAAGGUGGUGCAAAAGCAUGAGGAACGAGGAAAGGUGUCGUCAAUUAGAAUUCGGAAAACUUUACCCAAACCUCAGACCAACCUGACACCCAUGGGCCUGCCCAAACCCAUCAGAUGCAUCUUUCGGGGUUGACUGGUGAAUGGAGCUGGCUCAGGUGUCGACUGGUCAAGAGUUAAUGUUCUUUUAUUGGUGUUUUGCUGCAGUUUAAGAGUACUGACCAGCUCAAUGCUCAACAGACAUAUUUUAUUUGUUAUUCCUGUUGCAGCCAGGAGGGUCUUCAUCUUACGCUUAUUUGUUUUGUAAUGACUGAAUAUGCUGCAUUUAUUCAUGCACUCAACACUUAUCAAAGGGUUUUACUUACUCUAUUUCGCCUCAUUGUUUACCUCAGCAAAUCAAAAAGAUGUCGCUGUCUUCUUGACUUCCUUGCCCAUAAGCAAAAUGAGGAAGUUUAGGUAGACAGACAGAGUUACCUAUGGCUGUACUUGGCACAGGUAACUGUAAAAAAAAAAAAGAAAAGGUCACCAUAGCAAAAAUAAAGUAUUGUUAAUUGCUUUGUUGCCAUAGUAUCUAAAUAAAUAGUUGUAUUAUUUACCUAGAGGGUAAAUAGUAACACACAGCAAGUUCAAAGGGAAAUCUUAAGCAACCUGUCUGGCUGAUAACCAAACACUGGGUCAAAUGCAGUGGUAUAUAAAGUCUUAAUAGAUGCAGCCAUUAUAUGAAAGUACUUCUGCAAACAUGCAACACUCUGCCUUGCAUUAGGUUAGUGAUUAAAAUUAGGACAAAUUCUAUGGCGUCACACUUUGCCCUAACAUGGAAAAUGAAUUUGUGUCAGUCUCAUUACAUGUCUGUUGUCUAUUGACCAUUGAUCAAUAUUCAGAUUGAUUGCAACAGUGUUUUUUUUUCUCUUAUGUUACAUCACAG
Molecule: messenger RNA, 4588 nt
Organism: Epinephelus lanceolatus (giant grouper)
Lineage: Eukaryota; Metazoa; Chordata; Actinopteri; Perciformes; Serranidae
Source: RefSeq, a predicted model, not a curated record